AACCAAAAUGUACUAGUACAAUAUCUUGUUGUUGCUUGAAGAGCCUCUGAAAUGGAGAAGAUAGAGCACAAGUACAUUGGAGUUGACGGCCUUAAGCUUCACGUAGCUGAAAUCGGUCCACCAUCGGGUUCACCAACUAUUUUGUUUCUGCAUGGCUUUCCUGAGUUAUGGUACACUUGGCGUUUUCAGAUGAUCGCGGUUGCAAAUGCUGGUUACAGAGCUAUUGCACCUGAUUAUCGGGGCUACGGGUGGUCAGACUCCCCGCCCGAGCCAGACAAGGCUACCUUUGAUGACUUUGUUUCUGAUAUGGCUGCGGUUCUUGAUGCUCUUCACAUUUCUAAGGUUUUUGUUAUUGGUCAAGAUGUUGGAGCCAUGGUUGCCUACCUGUUUGCUCUUCGCUAUCCAGAAAGGGUCCAUGGGAUUGUGACAUUGGGUGUGCCAUUUAUGCCACCACGCCCUGUCGAAUACCAUAACCUCCUACCUGAAGGCUUCUACAUUACUAGAUGGCAGGAACCUGGUAGAGCGGAAGCUGACUUUGCACGCCAUGAUGCUAAAAGCAUUGUGCGCACAAUUUACAUUCUAUUUGCAAGAAGCGAAAUACCAAUAGCACCGGAAAACCAGGAGAUCAUGGAUAUGGUGGAGCCAUCUACUCCACUACCCUCUUGGUUUACAGAGGAAGAUCUUGCUGUCUACGGGGCAGCAUUUGAAAAAACAGGAUUCCAAACUGCAUUACAAGUUCCUUACAGGACUAUUCGUCCGAAUAAAGACAUGCAGCAGCCAAUCAAUAUACCAGAUCCAAAAGUUGAAGCCCCUGCUCUAUUUGUUACUGGUGAGAAGGACUACGUGUCCAAAUUUCCUGAAAUGGAAAACUACAUUAAGAGCGGAGCUGUUAAAAUGUUUGUUCCUAACUUGGAAAUUGAGUACAUACCUGAAGGCUCCCAUUUCAUUUCAGAGCAAUUUCCCGACAAGGUGAAUGAGAUAAUUCUCUCAUUCAUCACUAAAAACUAUGAGGGGUGAAACUUGGACUUUAUAGACAUUGGUCCAGAUAUCUUAUCUGAUCUGAAGAAGUGCUGACACAAUAACAAAAAAACUUACUUGUAACCAUGUAAGAAGUUAUGCUUACUGUUCUCUGUCCCACGAGUUUCCAAUGUCCUUGUGCUUUUCUGUUUUGCCAAGUAUGCUCUUGUUUCACAGCUCUGUAUCUCGUAUCAUACAUUGCUAGGCAUGUGAAUUGCUUAUCGUUACAAGAAUGAGUGCACUAUUUUGUAUCUUGUAUG
Molecule: messenger RNA, 1277 nt
Organism: Daucus carota subsp. sativus
Lineage: Eukaryota; Viridiplantae; Streptophyta; Magnoliopsida; Apiales; Apiaceae
Exons: 4
Coding region: 52-1017 (321 amino acids)
Molecular function (GO): hydrolase activity
Source: RefSeq, a predicted model, not a curated record